CCGUAUCCCUCCGCCGCUCCGCUUCAACACAAAAUAGGGCCGCGUCUUCUCCUUUCUCCGCUUCUCGAGUGGGGUUCCCCAGGCAAAAGGGCCCCCCGGAUCUUGCGCCGGAGAUUUCCUGAAUCUCUACGACCGCUGCCGAGAUCCCGGGCCAGGAAAUAGCUCCUUCGCAGGAACCACCCUACCGGCCGAACAGGAGGCGGAGGGGGGGGAGGCGGAGCGGCGCCGCGCUGCACUACUUUCCUCUCCGGUUGCAAAUGGCUGCCUCGUUCCCCACUUUCCGCUCAGUUUCCUGACCCCCCGGUGCCGGGAGCCGGGGUUGGGCCAUGCACCUUUAGGCCCCCCGCGAUCACAGCCAGCCGGGGGUCGAGGGGGUGCCACCGAUCAGAGCCGGCCAGGCCGGGGGCGGGGCAGCUCCCGAGGCCAGAGGGGAAGGGAGGCGAGCGCUGGGCCUGGAGCGGCCGGAGGGGAGCGGGCAGAGGGCUCGCACCGCCCGCCCCUUCCUCUUCCUCGCCCACCUACCCUCCUCCCUUCCCCGCGGGGGAGCAGAAGGUGGGGGGCUCGAAGCCUCAGAGGGCGAGCGCUCUGGGUCGAGGAGCCCGGCGCUGGGUGUGUGUCAGGUUCAGCUCCGCGGCCCCGCCGGCUCCGCGUCGCCGUAGCUUGCGCGGCCCCGGGGCGCCGGCCCGGGCGGGGAAAGGGGCUCGGCGCUCCAGCGAGGGUCUCACGUUCCAUCCGGGCCCGGCGCGGGGCGGCGCGGCGCGGCAUUCCUUCCGGGCUGCUGGGGAGGCGCCUAGACGUUCCAUCUGGAGAGCCUCGACGUUCCGCCCGAGCCCGGCGCGGGCGGCCGGGGUGCUGGCCCGGCCCUAGGACUGAGAGGCCGCCCGGCGACGCGGAUGCGGAGCCUGCUCGCCCAAGAUCAAAGCCACCGGUGCUCUCUUUGUGUCCGCUCGGGAUUCGCCGCCCUGGGGCUGUCCAUGGAAACCUAAACUGCUGGAACCCGAGGCAGAGAACCCCUCUUUGGCUUCUUGCGUUUUUGGGGGGGAGGAGGGUGGCCACUCCGACCUGGAUUUACCGUUCUUGGCCCCCGUAAGCCCCCCCGUGCGGGGGGCGGCUGUGAUCGCUCUGGCGGUUGGAGGUCGGGGAGCGGCCCGGGCUCUGGCCAUGUUCUCGGAUGAGGAUUUCUGGAUCGCCCUGUGAAGAGGUCUCCCCGAGAGGGCCCUGCCCAGUCGGAGAGAGGGAUGGACAGCCAGAAGCCGCCUGGUGAGGAUAAAGAUUCAGAACCGGCAGCUGAUGGACCUGCAGCCUCGGAGGAGUCAGUCACCACUGAGCCAGACCUUCCCAACCCACAUGGCAGGGAGGUCUCUGUGGCCAGUUCUGGAGGUCCUAGGCUUCAGGAACCUCCCCAGGACUGCAGUGGGGGUCCAGUGCGGCGUUGUGCUCUCUGUAACUGCGGGGAGCCCAGCCUACAUGGGCAGCGGGAGCUACGGCGCUUUGAGUUGCCAUUUGACUGGCCCCAGUGUCCAGUGGUGUCCCCUGGGGGGAACCCAGGGCCCAAUGAGGCAGUGCUGGCCUGUGAGGACCUGUCACAGAUUGGUUUCCCUGAGGGCCUGACACCUGCCCACCUAGGAGAACCUGGAGGGUCCUGCUGGGCUCACCAUUGGUGUGCUGCAUGGUCGGCAGGCGUAUGGGGGCAGGAGGGCCCAGAACUAUGUGGUGUGGACAAGGCCAUCUUCUCAGGGAUCUCACAGCGCUGCUCCCACUGCACCAGGCGCGGUGCCUCCAUCCCUUGCCGCUCACCUGGAUGUCCACGGCUUUACCACUUCCCCUGUGCAACUGCCAGCGGUUCCUUCUUAUCCAUGAAAACACUGCAGCUGCUAUGCCCAGAGCACAGUGAGGGGGCUGCACAUCUGGAGGAGGCUCGUUGUGCAGUAUGUGAGGGGCCGGGGGAGUUGUGUGACCUGUUCUUCUGUACCAGCUGUGGGCAUCACUAUCACGGGGCCUGCCUGGACACUGCUCUGACUGCCCGCAAGCGUGCUGGCUGGCAGUGCCCUGAAUGCAAAGUGUGCCAAGCCUGCAGGAAACCUGGGAAUGAUUCUAAGAUGUUGGUCUGUGAGACAUGUGACAAAGGAUACCACACCUUCUGCCUAAAACCACCAAUGGACGAACUGCCUGCUCACUCUUGGAAGUGCAAGGCAUGCCGGGUAUGCCGGGCCUGUGGCGCAGGCUCAGCAGAGCUGAAUCCCAACUGUGAGUGGUUUGAGAAUUACUCGCUCUGUCACCGCUGUCACAAAGCCCAAGCAGGACAGCCUGUCAGUUCUGUUGCUGAGCAGCAUCCCCCUGUCUGUAGCAGGUUCUCACCCCCAGAGCCUGGUGAUACCCCCACUGAUGAGCCCGAAGCUCAGUUUGUUGCAUGCCAAGGGCAGCCAAAGGGUGGGCACGUGACCUCUAUGCAACCCAAGGAACCGGGGCCCCUGCAAUGUGAAGCCAAACCACUAGGGAGAACAGGGGCCCAACUUGAACCCCAGUUGGAGGCCCCCCUAAAUGAGGAGAUGCCACUGCUGCCCCCACCCGAGGAGUCGCCCCUGUCCCCACCACCCGAGGAAUCGCCCACAUCCCCGCCGCCUGAGGCAUCGCGCCUGUCCCCACCACCUGAGGAAUCACCCCUCUCUCCACUGCCUGAGGAGUCUCCUCUGUCUCCUCCACCUGAGUCCUCACCUUUUUCUCCACUGGAGGAGUCGCCAUUCUCUCCACCAGAGGAGUCUCCCCCAUCUCCACCACUCGAGACCCCCCUGUCUCCACCACCUGAAGCAUCACCCCUGUCCCCACCAUUUGAAGAGUCUCCCCUGUCCCCCCCACCUGAGGAGUUGCCCACUUCCCCACCUCCUGAGGCAUCUCGCCUGUCUCCACCACCUGAGGAGUCACCUAUGUCCCCUCCACCUGAAGAAUCACCCAUGUCUCCACCACCUGAAGCAUCUCGUCUGUUCCCACCAUUUGAAGAAUCGCCCCUAUCCCCUCCACCAGAGGAAUCUCCUCUCUCUCCACCACCUGAGGCAUCACGUCUGUCCCCACCACCUGAGGACUCACCCAUGUCCCCACCACCUGAAGACUCACCUAUGUCCCCACCGCCUGAGGUAUCAUGCCUAUCCCUGCCUGAGGUGUCACGCCUGUCCCCACCGCCCGAGGAAUCCCCCCUGUCUCCACCACCUGAGGAGUCUCCUACGUCUCCUCCACCUGAGGCUUCACGCCUGUUCCCACCGCCUGAGGACUCCCCCACUUCCCCACCACCCGAAGACUCACCUGCUUCUCCGCCCCCGGAGGAGUUGCUCAUGACCCUACCGCUAGAGGAGUCGUCCCUGUUGCCACUGCCUGAGGAGCCACGACUCUGCCCCCGACCUGAGGAGCCGUGCCUGUCUCCUCGGCCUGAGCAGCCGCGCCUGUCCCUUCAGCCUGUGCAGCCAUGCCUGUCCCCUCGGCCUGAGGAGCCGUGCCUGUCCCCUGCACUUGAGGAACCGCGCUUGUCCCCCGCGCCUGAGGAGCUUCAUCUAUCCCUUCCACCUGAGGAGCCACACUUGUCUCCCCGGCCUGAGAAGCCAUGCCUGUCCCCUGCCCCUGAGGAGCUGUGUCUGUCUCCCCGGCCUGAGGAACCCUGUCUGUCCCCCCGGCCUGAGGAGCUACGCCUGUCCCCCCGGCCUGAGGAGCCGCAACUGUCCCCUGGGCCUGAGGAGCCUCGCUUGUCCCCUGGGCCUGAGGAGCCACGCCUGUCCCCCCGGCCUGAGGAGCUGCCCCUUUCCCCACGGCCUGAGGAGUUGCGCUUGUCCCCCCAGCCUGAGGAACCACGCCUGUCCCCUCGACCUGAGGAGCCCCCUGAGGAGCCAGGCCUAUGCCCUGCACCUGAGGAAUUGCCCUUGUUCCUCCCGCCUGGGGAGCCACCUUUAUCCCCUUUGCUUGGAGAGCCGGCCCUGUCUGAGCCUGGGGAACCACCUCUGUCCCCUCUACCGGAGGAGUUACCAUUGUCCCCAUCUGGGGAGCCAUCUUUGUCACCUCAGCUGAUGCCACCAGAUCCUCUUCCUCCUCCACUCUCACCCAUUAUUACAGCUGUGGCCCCGCCGGCCCUGUCGCCUUUAGGGGAGCUAGAGUACCCCUUUGGUGCCAAAGGGGACAGUGAUCCUGAGUCACCAUUGGCUGCCCCCAUCCUAGAGACACCCAUCAGCCCUCCACCAGAAGCUAACUGCACUGACCCUGAGCCUGUACCCCCUAUGAUCCUUCCCCCAUCUCCAGGCUCCCCAAUGGGACCAGCUUCUCCCAUCCUGAUGGAACCCCUUCCCCCUCAGUGUUCUCCACUCCUGCAGCAUUCCCUGCCUCCCCAAGACUCCCCUCCUUCCCAGUGCUCUCCUCCUGCCCUGCCACGCUCCAUUCCCUCCCCACUGAGUCCCAUGGAGAAGGCAGUGGAGGUCUCAGAUGAGGCUGAGCCACAUGAGAUGGAGACUGAGAAAGUCCCAGAACCUGAGUGCCCAGCCUUAGAACCCAGCCCUACUAGUCCUCUCCCCUCCCCCAUGGGGAACCUUUCCUGCCCUGCACCCAGCCCUGCCCCAGCUCUGGAUGACUUCUCUGGUCUGGGGGAAGAUACAGCCCCUCUGGAGGGGACUGACACUCCUGGUUCACAGCCAGAGGCUGGACAGACACCUGGCAGUUUGGCUAGUGAACUUAAGGGUUCCCCUGUGCUCCUGGACCCCGAGGAGCUGGCCCCUGUGACCCCUAUGGAGGUCUAUGGCCCAGAAUGCAAGCAGGCAGGACAGGGUUCACCCUGUGAAGAGCAAGAGGAGCCUCGUGCACCAGUGGCUCCUACCCCACCCACUCUGAUCAAAUCCGACAUCGUUAAUGAGAUCUCCAAUCUGAGCCAGGGUGAUGCCAGUGCCAGUUUUCCUGGCUCCGAGCCCCUGCUAGGCUCUCCUGACCCCGAGGGGGGCGGCUCCUUAUCUAUGGAGCUGGGGGUAUCUACAGAUGUUAGUCCAGCCCGAGAUGAGGGCUCCCUGCGACUCUGUACUGACUCACUGCCAGAGACUGACGACUCGCUACUGUGUGAUGCUGGGACAGCUAUUGGUGGAGGCAAAGCAGAGGGUGACAAGGGGAGGCGGCGCAGCUCCCCAGCUCGUUCCCGCAUCAAACAGGGUCGCAGCAGUAGUUUCCCAGGAAGACGCCGGCCACGUGGAGGAGCACAUGGAGGACGCGGGAGAGGACGGGCCCGGCUAAAAUCAACUACUUCUUCCAUUGAGACUUUGGUAGUUGCUGAUAUCGAUAGCUCUCCCAGCAAAGAGGAAGAAGACGAUGAUGACGACACCAUGCAAAAUACUGUGGUUCUCUUCUCCAACACAGACAAGUUUGUCCUAAUGCAGGACAUGUGCGUGGUAUGUGGCAGCUUUGGGCGGGGAGCAGAGGGCCACCUCCUCGCCUGUUCCCAGUGUUCUCAGUGCUAUCACCCUUACUGUGUCAACAGCAAGAUCACCAAGGUGAUGCUGCUAAAGGGCUGGCGUUGCGUGGAAUGCAUCGUGUGUGAGGUGUGCGGCCAGGCCUCGGACCCCUCACGCCUACUGCUCUGUGAUGACUGUGACAUUAGCUACCACACAUACUGCCUGGACCCGCCACUGCUCACCGUGCCCAAGGGUGGCUGGAAGUGCAAGUGGUGUGUGUCCUGUAUGCAGUGUGGGGCCGCCACUCCUGGCUUCCACUGUGAAUGGCAGAAUAGUUACACACACUGUGGGCCCUGCGCUAGCCUGGUUACCUGCCCUAUCUGCCAUGCUCCGUACGUGGAAGAGGACCUCCUAAUCCAGUGCCGCCACUGUGAACGGUGGAUGCAUGCUGGCUGUGCGAGCCUCUUCACAGAGGAUGACGUGGAACAGGCGGCUGACGAGGGCUUUGACUGUGUCUCCUGCCAGCCUUAUGUGGUAAAGCCUGCUGCGCCUGUUGCGCCUCCAGAGUUGGUGCCUAUGAAGGUGAAAGAGCCAGAGCCUCAGUACUUUCGCUUCGAGGGUGUAUGGCUGACAGAAACUGGCAUGGCCGUGCUGCGUAACCUGACCAUGUCACCCCUGCACAAGCGGCGCCAGCGGCGAGGACGGCUUGGCCUCCCAGGGGAGGCAGGGCUAGAGGGUUCUGAGCCCUCAGAUACCCUUGGGCCUGAUGACAAGAAGGAUGGGGAUCUGGACGCUGACGAGCUGCUCAAGGGUGAAGGUGGCGUGGAACACAUGGAAUGCGAAAUGAAACUGGAGGGCCCUGUCAGCCCUGAUGCGGAGCCUGGCAGGGAGGAGACCGAGGAAAGCAAGAAACGGAAACGCAAACCCUAUCGGCCAGGCAUUGGUGGUUUCAUGGUGCGACAGCGGAAGUCCCACACACGUGUGAAAAAGGGGCCUGCUGCACAGGCGGAGGUGUUGAGUGGGGAUGGGCAGCCCGACGAGGGUGAGACGGUGAUGCCUGCGGACCUGCCUGUAGAGGGCCCUAUAGACCAGAGCUUAGCUGAUGGGGAUGAGAAGAAGAAGCAGCAGCGGCGAGGGCGCAAGAAGAGCAAACUAGAAGACAUGUUUCCUGCUUAUCUGCAGGAAGCCUUCUUUGGGAAGGAGUUGCUGGACCUGAGCCGGAAGGCCCUUUUUGCAGUUGGGGUGGGCCGACCAAGUUUUGGACUAGGAACCCCAAAAGCCAAGGGGGAUGGAGGCUCAGAUAGGAAGGAGCUCCCCACCUUGCAGAAAGGAGACGAUGCUCCAGAUGUUGCAGAUGAGGAAACCCAUGGCCCGGAGGGCAAGGCUGAUACACCAGGACCUGAGGAUGGAGGCAUAAAGGCAUCUCCAGUACCCAGUGACCCUGAGAAGCCAGGCACUCCGGGUGAAGGGAUGCUUAGCUCUGACUUAGAUAGGAUUCCCACCGAAGAACUUCCCAAGAUGGAAUCCAAAGACCUGCAGCAGCUCUUCAAGGAUGUUCUGGGUUCUGAACGAGAGCAGCACCUGGGUUGUGGAACCCCCGGCCCCGAAGGCAGCCGUACACCGCUGCAGAGGCCCUUUCUUCAAGGUGGACUUCCUUUGGGCAAUCUCCCCUCCAGCAGCCCAAUGGACUCCUACCCGGGCCUCUGCCAGUCCCCGUUCCUGGAUUCUAGGGAGCGCGGGGGCUUCUUUAGCCCGGAACCCGGUGAGCCAGACAGCCCCUGGACAGGCUCAGGGGGCACCACGCCCUCCACCCCCACCACCCCCACCACAGAGGGAGAAGGCGACGGGCUCUCCUAUAACCAGCGGAGCCUUCAGCGUUGGGAGAAGGAUGAGGAGUUGGGCCAGCUCUCCACCAUCUCACCUGUGCUCUAUGCCAACAUUAACUUUCCCAAUCUCAAGCAAGAUUACCCAGACUGGUCUAGCCGUUGCAAACAAAUCAUGAAGCUCUGGAGAAAAGUUCCAGCUACUGACAAAGCCCCCUAUCUGCAAAAGGCCAAAGAUAACCGGGCAGCUCACCGCAUCAACAAGGUGCAAAAGCAGGCUGAGAGCCAAAUCAACAAGCAGACCAAGGUGGGCGACAUGGCCCGUAAGACUGACCGACCGGCCCUACAUCUCCGCAUUCCCCCCCAGCCAGGGGCAUUGGGCAGUCCGCCCCCCGCUGCUGCCCCCACCAUUUUCAUUGGCAGCCCCACUACCCCCGCCGGCUUGUCUACCUCUGCGGAUGGGUUCCUGAAGCCGCCGGCGGGCACAGUGCCCGGCCCCGAUUCGCCCGGUGAGCUCUUCCUCAAGCUCCCACCCCAGGUGCCCGCCCAAGUGCCUUCGCAGGACCCCUUUGGACUGGCCCCCGCCUACGCUCUGGAGCCCCGCUUCCCCACGGCACCACCUACCUAUCCUCCCUAUCCUAGUCCAACAGGGACCCCUGCACAGCCCCUGACGCUGGGCACCUCAUCUCGUCCUGGGACUGGCCAGCCAGGGGAAUUCCAUACUACCCCACCCGGCACCCCACGACACCAGCCCUCCACACCUGACCCCUUUCUCAAACCCCGCUGCCCUUCACUGGACAACCUGGCUGUGCCUGAGAGCCCAGGGAUAGGGGGAGGCAAGGCUGCUGAGCCUCUGUUGUCACCACCGCCUUUUGGGGAGUCUCGGAAGGCCCUAGAGGUGAAGAAGGAAGAGCUUGGGGCAUCCUCUCCUAGCUAUGGACCCCCAAACCUAGGCUUUGUUGACUCACCUUCCUCAGGCCCCCACCUGGGCAACCUGGAGUUAAAGGCACCUGAUGUCUUUAAAGCCCCGCUGACCCCUCGGGCAUCUCAGGUAGAGCCCCAGAGCCCAGGCUUGGGCCUAAGGCCACAGGAGCCACCCCCUGCCCAGGCUUUGGCCCCUUCUUCUCCCAGCCACUCAGACAUCUUUCGCCCUGGCCCCUAUCCUGACCCUUAUGCCCAGCCCCCAUUGACCCCUCGGCCCCAACCUCCACCCCCUGAAAGCUGCUGUGCCCUGCCCCCUCGCUCAUUGCCCUCAGAUCCUUUCUCCCGAAUACCUGCCAGUCCCCAGUCCCAAUCCAGCUCCCAGUCCCCGUUAACACCCCGUCCUUUGUCUGCUGAGGCAUUCUGCCCAUCCCCUGUUACCCCUCGCUUCCAGUCCCCUGACCCUUACUCCCGUCCACCCUCACGCCCUCAGUCCCGUGACCCAUUUGCCCCCUUGCAUAAGCCACCCCGACCCCAGCCCCCUGAAGUUGCCUUCAAGGCUGGGCCUCUAGCCCACACUCCACUGGGGGCUGGGGGCUUCCCAGCAGCCCUGCCCUCAGGGCCGGCAGGUGAGCUCCAUGCUAAGGUCCCAAGUGGGCAGCCCCCAAAUUUCGCCCGGUCCCCUGGGACAGGUGCAUUUUUGGGCACCCCUUCUCCUAUGCGUUUCACUUUCCCUCAGGCGGUAGGGGAGCCUUCCCUGAAGCCCCCUGUCCCUCAGCCUGGUCUCCCUCCACCCCAUGGGAUCAACAGCCAUUUUGGGCCUGGCCCUACCUUGGGCAAGCCUCAAAGCACAAACUACGCAGUAGCCACAGGGAACUUCCACCCAUCAGGCAGUCCCCUGGGAUCCAGCAGUGGGUCCACAGGAGAGGGCUUUGGGCUGUCCCCGCUACGCCCCCCAUCAGUCCUACCACCACCUGCACCGGAUGGAUCCCUCCCCUACCUGUCACAUGGAGCCUCACAGCGGGUAGGCAUCACCUCUCCAGUCGAUAAGCGAGAAGACCCAGGGGCUGGAAUGGGCAGCUCUUUGGCGGCACCUGAACUUCCAGGUACCCAGGACCCAGGCAUGUCCAGCCUCAGCCAGACAGAACUGGAGAAGCAGCGGCAGCGCCAGCGACUAAGGGAGCUGCUGAUCCGGCAGCAGAUCCAGCGCAACACCCUGCGGCAGGAGAAAGAAACAGCUGCGGCAGCUGCAGGAGCAGUGGGCCCCCCGGGCAGCUGGGGUGCUGAACCCAGCAGCCCUGCCUUUGAGCAGCUGAGUCGAGGCCAGACUCCCUUUGCUGGGACCCAGGACAAAAGUAACCUUGUGGGGCUGCCCCCAAGCAAGUUGGGUGGCCCCAUAAUAGGGCCAGGGGCUUUCCCCAGCGAUGACCGACUCUCCCGGCCACCUCCUCCAGCCACCCCUUCUAUGGAUGUGAAUAGCCGGCAAUUAGUGGGAGGCUCCCAAGCCUUCUACCAGCGAGCACCGUAUCCUGGAUCCCUGCCCUUACAGCAGCAGCAGCAGCAGCAGCAGCAGCAGCAACUGUGGCAGCAGCAGCAGCAGCAACAACAGGCAACAGCAGCAACCUCCAUGCGACUUGCCAUGUCUACUCGCUUUCCAUCAACUCCUGGGCCUGAACUUGGCCGCCAAGCCCUAGCUUCCCCCUUGGCAGGAAUUCCCACCCGCCUACCUGGCCCCGGAGAGCCAAUGCCUGGUCCAGCUGGUCCUGCCCAGUUCAUUGAGUUGCGGCAUAACGUACAGAAAGGACUAGGACCUGGGGGGGCUCCAUUUCCUGGUCAGGGCCCCCCUCAAAGACCCCGUUUUUACCCAGUAAGUGAGGACUCCCACCGAAUGGCUCCUGAAGGGCUUCGAAGCCUGGCAGUAUCCGGCCUUCCCCCACAGAAACCUGUAGCUCCUCCAGCCCCUGAAUUAAACAGUAGUCUCCAUCCAGUACCCCACACCAAAGGUCCCUCCCUGCCCACGGGCUUGGAGCUGGUCAGCCGGCCCACCUCAAGCACUGAACUCGGCCGCCCUCCUCCUCUGGCCCUGGAAACUGGGAAGUUACCCUGUGAGGAUCCUGAGCUGGAUGAUGAUUUUGAUGCCCACAAGGCCCUAGAGGAUGAUGAGGAGCUUGCUCACCUAGGCCUGGGUGUGGAUGUGGCCAAGGGAGAUGAUGAGCUGGGCACUUUGGAAAACCUGGAAACCAAUGACCCCCAUCUGGAUGACCUGCUCAAUGGGGAUGAAUUUGAUCUGCUGGCCUAUACUGACCCUGAGCUGGAUACUGGGGACAAGAAGGACAUCUUCAAUGAGCACCUGAGGCUGGUAGAGUCUGCCAAUGAAAAGGCUGAGCGGGAGGCCCUGCUGCGGGGUGUGGAGCCAGGACCUGUGGGCCCUGAUGAGCGCCCUCUGCCUGCUGCUGAUGCCUCUGAGGCCCGUCUGGCGUCUGUGCUUCCUGAGGUGAAGCCCAAGGUGGAGGAAGGUGGGCGCCACCCUUCCCCUUGCCAGUUCGCCAUUACCACCCCUAAGGUAGAGCCAGCAUCUGCCACCACUUCCCUAGGCCUGGGACUGAAGCCAGGACAGAGUGUGAUGGGUGGCCGGGACACCCGGAUGGGCACAGGACCCUUUUCUAGCAGUGGGCACACAACUGAGAAGGGCCCCUUUGGGGCCACAGGAGGACCACCAGCUCACCUGCUAACCCCCAGCCCACUGAGUGGCCCAGGAGGGUCUUCCCUGCUGGAAAAGUUUGAGCUAGAGAGUGGGGCCCUAACUUUGCCUGGUGGACAUGCAGCAUCAGGGGAUGAGCUGGACAAGAUGGAGAGCUCGUUGGUAGCCAGUGAGUUACCCUUGCUCAUCGAAGACCUGUUGGAGCAUGAGAAGAAGGAGCUGCAGAAGAAGCAGCAGCUUUCAGCACAGUUGCAGCCUGCCCAGCAGCAGCAGCAGCAGCAGCAGCAGCAGCAGCAACAGCAGCAGCAUUCCCUGCUGGCCACACCAGGCCCUGCCCAGCCCAUGUCUUUGACACAUGAAGGCUCUUCUCCCAGUUUGGCUGGGCCCCAACAGCAGCUUGCCUUAGGACUUGGAGGUUCCCGACAGCCAGGCUUGGCCCAACCGCUGAUGCCCACCCAGCCACCAGUACAUGCCCUCCAGCAGCGCCUGGCCCCAUCCAUGGCCAUGGUGUCUAGUCAAGGACAUAUGCUAAGUGGCCAGCACGGGGGGCAGGCAGGCUUGGUGCCCCAGCAGAGCCCACAACCAGUGCUGGCACAGAAGCCCAUGGGUACCAUGCCACCUUCCAUGUGCAUGAAACCUCAGCAGCUGGCCAUGCAGCAGCAGCUGGCUAACAGCUUCUUCCCUGAUACAGAUCUGGACAAAUUUGCAGCAGAAGAUAUCAUUGAUCCCAUUGCAAAGGCCAAGAUGGUGGCUUUGAAAGGCAUCAAGAAAGUGAUGGCUCAAGGCAGCAUUGGAGUAGCACCUGGUAUGAACAGGCAGCAAGUAUCCCUGCUAGCCCAGAGGCUCUCGGCGGGGCCUGGCAGUGAUCUGCAGAACCACGUGGCAGCUGGGAGUGGCCAGGAGCGGAGUGCUGGUGACCCCUCCCAGCCUCGUCCCAAUCCACCCACCUUUGCCCAAGGAGUGAUCAAUGAGGCUGACCAGCGACAGUAUGAGGAAUGGCUGUUUCAUACCCAGCAGCUCCUACAGAUGCAGCUGAAGGUGCUAGAGGAGCAGAUCGGUGUGCACCGCAAGUCCCGGAAGGCUCUGUGUGCUAAACAGCGCACUGCCAAGAAGGCUGGCCGUGAGUUCCCAGAAGCUGAUGCUGAGAAGCUCAAGCUGGUUACAGAGCAGCAGAGCAAGAUCCAGAAACAACUGGAUCAGGUCCGGAAGCAGCAGAAGGAGCACACCAAUCUCAUGGCAGAAUAUCGGAAUAAGCAGCAGCAACAGCAGCAACAGCAACAACAGCAACACUCAGCUGUACUGGCCCUCAGCCCUUCCCAGAGUCCCCGGCUACUCACCAAGCUCCCUGGCCAGCUGCUCCCUGGUCAUGGGCUGCAGCCACCACAGGGGCCUCCGGGUGGACAAGCUGCAGGUCUUCGCCUGCCCCCAGGAGGCAUGGCUCUCCCUGGACAGCCUGGUGGGCCUUUCCUCAACACCUCUCUGGCCCAGCAGCAGCAACAGCAACAUUCUGGUGGGGCUGGGGCCUUGGCUGGCCCCUCAGGAGGCUUUUUUCCUGGCAACCUUGCUCUUCGAGGCCUAGGACCUGAUUCGAGACUUUUACAGGAGAGGCAGCUCCAGCUCCAGCAGCAACGCAUGCAGCUAGCCCAGAAACUGCAGCAGCAGCAGCAGCAGCAGCAGCAGCACCUCCUAGGACAGGUGGCAAUCCAGCAGCAACAGCAGCAGAGCCUGGGGGUACAGGCGAACCAGGCUCUGGGUCCUAAGCCCCAGGGGCUUCUGCCUCCUGGCAGCCAUCAAGGCCUCUUAGUCCAACAGCUGUCCCCGCAACCACCCCAGGGGCCCCAGGGCAUGUUGGGCCCUGCCCAGGUAGCAGUGUUGCAGCAGCAGCAGCAGCAACAGCACCCUGGAGCUUUGGGCCCCCAGGGUCCUCAUAGACAGGUACUUCUGACCCAGUCCCGGAUGCUGAGUUCCCCCCAGCUGGCACAGCAGGGUCAGGGCCUUGUGGGACACCGGCUGGUCACAGCCCAGCAGCAGCAGCAGCAGCAGCACCAACAGCAGGGAUCCAUGGCAGGCCUUUCCCAUCUUCAGCAGGGCCUGAUGCCACACAGUGGGCAGCCCAAACUGAGUGCUCAGCCCAUGGCUUCCUUGCAGCAGCAGCAGCUACAGCAGCAACAACAGCAGCUACAGCAGCAACAACAGCAGCAGCAGCAGCUACAGCAGCAACAGCAGCAGCAGCAGCAGCAGCAGCAGCUACAGCAGCAACAGCAGCAACAGCAGCUACAGCAGCAGCAGCAGCAGCUACAGCAGCAACAACUACAACAACAGCAACUACAGCAGCAGCAGCUACAGCAGCAACAAAUGGGCCUCUUGAACCAGAGUCGAACUUUAUUGUCUCCACAGCAGCAGCAGCAGCAGCAGCAACAACAACAACAACAGCAGGUGACCCUUGGCCCUGGCAUGCCAGCCAAGCCUGUGCAACACUUCUCUAACCCCGGAGCCCUGGGCCCAACUGUCCUCUUGACGGGCAAGGAACAAAGCAUUGUGGAGACGGCUCUUCCUCCAGAGGCUGCUGAGGGACCCUCCACACAUCAGGGAGGACCGUUAGCAAUAGGGACUAUACCUGAGUCAGUGGCGACUGAACCUGGGGAGGUAAAGCCUUCACUCUCAGGGGACUCACAGCUUCUGCUUGUCCAACCCCCGGCCCAGCCUCAGCCCAACCCAGUGCAGCUGCAGCCACCUCUGAGGGUCCCAGGGCAACAGCAGCAGCAAGUUAACUUGCUCCACCCAGGAGCUGUGGGAAGCCAUGGGCAAGUAGGCAGCGGAUCAUCUUCUGAGGCCUCAUCUAUGCCCCACCUGCUGGCCCAAUCCUCUGUUCCUUUAGGGGAGCAGCCUGGGACCAUGACCCAGAACCUGCUGGGUUCCCAGCAGCCACUUGGACUAGAGCGGCCAGUGCAAAAUAAUGCAGGGUCACAGCCUGCCAAAUCAGGACCUGUCCCCCAGGCUGGGCAGGGCCUGCCCGGGGCUGGCGUCAUGCCUACAGUGGGUCAGCUUCGAGCACAACUCCAAGGAGUCCUGGCAAAAAACCCUCAGCUGCGGCACUUGAGUCCACAGCAGCAGCAGCAGCUACAGGCACUCCUCAUGCAGCGGCAGUUGCAGCAGAGUCAGUCAGUGCGCCACGCCCCGCCCUACCAGGAGCCUGGGGCCCAGCCCUCUCCCCUCCAGGGCCUCCUAGGCCGCCAGCCUCAGCUUGGGGGCUUCCCUGGAUCCCACACCGGCCCCCUUCAGGAGCUAGGGGCAGGGCUUCGACCUCAGGGCCCUCCCCGGCUCCCCACCCCACAAGGAGCCUUAGCCACAGGACCAGUCAUCGGCCCUGUCCAUCCUACACCUCCACCAUCCAGCCCCCAAGAGCCAAAGAGACCUUCCUCACAGCCCCCAGGAGCCAGCCCCUUGGUCCCGCCCCAGCUACCCUCUGAGGCCCAGCUCACCCCGACCCAGCCAGGGACUCCAAAACCCCAGGGGCCAUCCUUGGAGCUGCCUCCUGGAAGGGUCUCACCUGCUGCUGCCCAGCUUGCGGAAACCUUCUUUGGCAAGGGGCUGGGACCUUGGGACCCCCCAGACAACCUAGUAGAAGCCCAGAAGCCAGAGCAGAGCAUUCAUCUGGAGCAGGUGAAUGGGCAGGCAGUGCCUGAGCCACCCCAUCUCAGCAUCAAGCAGGAACCUCGGGAAGAGCCAUGUGCCCUGGGAGCCCAGGCGGUGAAGAGGGAGGCCAACGGGGAGCCAAUAGGGGCACCAGGUACCAGCAACCACCUCCUGCUGGCGGGCCCCCGCUCAGAGGCCGGGCAUCUGCUCUUGCAGAAGCUUCUACGGGCAAAGAAUGUGCAACUCAGCACUGGGCGGGGGCCCGAGGGGCUGCGAGCUGAGAUCAACGGGCACAUUGACAGCAAGCUGGCUGGGCUGGAGCAGAAACUACAGGGUACCCCCAGCAACAAGGAGGAUACAGCAGCAAGGAAGCCUUUGACACCAAAGCCCAAGCGGGUACAGAAGGCAAGCGACAGGUUGGUGACCUCCCGAAAGAAGCUGCGGAAGGAGGACGGGGUCAGGGCCAACGAGGCCUUGCUGAAACAGCUAAAACAGGAGCUGUCCCUGCUGCCCCUAACGGAGCCCACCAUCACCGCCAAUUUUAGCCUCUUUGCUCCCUUCGGCAGUGGCUGCCCCGUCAAUGGGCAGUGCCAGCUGAGGGGGGCCUUUGGAAAUGGGGCACUGUCAACAGGCCCUGACUACUAUUCCCAGCUGCUUACCAAGAAUAACCUGAGUAACCCGCCGACACCACCCUCGUCGCUGCCCCCCACCCCACCCCCAUCGGUGCAGCAGAAGAUGGUGAAUGGUGUCACUCCGUCUGAAGAGCUGGGGGAGCACCCCAAGGAUGCUGCCUCUGCCCGGGUGACUGAAGGGACUCUGAGGGAUGCUUCAGAGGUGAAGAGUCUAGACCUGCUGGCUGCCUUGCCUACACCUCCUCACAAUCAGACUGAGGAUGUCAGGAUGGAGAGUGAUGAGGACAGUGAUUCUCCUGACAGCAUUGUGCCGGCUUCAUCCCCCGAGAGCAUCCUGGGGGAGGAGGCCCCUCGUUUCCCUCAGCUCGGCUCAGGCCGGUGGGAGCAGGAUGACCGGGCUCUCUCCCCUGUCAUCCCCAUCAUUCCUCGGGCCAGUAUCCCAGUCUUCCCAGAUACCAAACCUUAUGGGGCCCUGGACCUGGAAGCCCCUGGAAAGCUGCCUGCCACCACUUGGGAAAAGGGCAAAGGAAGUGAGGUGUCAGUCAUGCUGACAGUCUCUGCUGCUGCAGCCAAGAACCUGAAUGGUGUGAUGGUGGCAGUGGCAGAGCUGCUGAGCAUGAAGAUCCCCAACUCUUAUGAGGUGCUGUUCCCAGAGAGCCCUGCCCGGGCAGGCAUUGAGCCUAAGAAGGGGGAAGCCGAGGGCCCUGGAGGGAAAGAAAAGGGUCUGGGAGGCAAGAGCCCAGAAGCUGGCCCAGAUUGGCUGAAGCAGUUUGAUGCAGUGUUGCCUGGCUAUACCCUCAAGAGCCAGCUAGACAUCUUGAGCCUCCUGAAACAGGAGAGCCCUGCCCCAGAGCCGCCCACCCAACACAGCUACACGUACAAUGUCUCCAACCUGGACGUGCGACAGCUCUCAGCUCCGCCUCCUGAAGAACCCUCCCCGCCCCCAUCCCCCUUGGCACCCUCUCCUGCCAGCCCCCCUGCUGAGCCCCUGGCUGAACUCCUGGCUGAACCCUCAGCUGAGCCACCUGUCCCCUCGCCUCUGCCACUGGCCUCAUCCCCUGAAUCAGCCCGACCCAAGCCCCGAGCCCGGCCCCCUGAAGAAGGUGAAGAUUCCCGGCCCCCUCGCCUCAAGAAGUGGAAGGGGGUGCGUUGGAAGCGGCUGCGGCUGCUGCUGACCAUUCAGAAGGGUGGUGGGCGGCAGGAGGAUGAGCGGGAAGUGGCAGAGUUUAUGGAACAGCUCGGCACAGCCUUGCGACCUGACAAGGUGCCUCGCGACAUGCGGCGCUGCUGCUUCUGUCACGAGGAGGGUGAUGGGGCCACUGAUGGGCCUGCCCGCCUGCUGAACCUGGACCUGGACCUCUGGGUGCACCUAAACUGUGCCCUGUGGUCCACGGAGGUGUAUGAGACCCAGGGCGGGGCACUGAUGAACGUGGAGGUUGCUCUGCACCGAGGACUGCUCACCAAGUGCUCCCUGUGCCAGCGCACCGGUGCCACCAGCAGCUGCAAUCGAAUGCGUUGUCCCAACGUCUACCAUUUUGCCUGUGCCAUCCGCGCCAAGUGCAUGUUCUUCAAGGACAAGACCAUGCUGUGUCCAAUGCAUAAGAUCAAGGGACCCUGUGAGCAGGAGCUGAGCUCUUUUGCUGUCUUCCGGCGGGUCUACAUUGAGCGGGAUGAGGUGAAGCAAAUCGCCAGCAUCAUCCAGCGAGGAGAGCGGCUGCACAUGUUCCGUGUAGGGGGCCUUGUGUUCCAUGCUAUUGGACAGCUGCUCCCUCACCAAAUGGCUGACUUCCACAGUGCCACUGCCCUUUAUCCUGUGGGCUAUGAGGCCACGCGCAUCUACUGGAGCCUCCGCACCAACAACCGCCGCUGCUGCUACCGCUGCUCCAUCGGCGAGAAUAACGGAAGGCCAGAGUUCAUAAUCAAAGUCAUCGAGCAGGGCCUGGAGGACCUGGUCUUCACCGACGCCUCCCCCCAGGCUGUGUGGAAUCGCAUCAUUGAGCCUGUGGCUGCCAUGAGAAAAGAGGCCGACAUGCUGCGGCUCUUCCCUGAGUACCUGAAAGGCGAGGAGCUCUUUGGGCUGACGGUGCACGCCGUGCUGCGCAUAGCUGAAUCACUGCCUGGAGUGGAGAGCUGUCAAAACUAUUUAUUCCGCUAUGGACGCCACCCCCUGAUGGAGCUGCCUCUCAUGAUCAAUCCCACUGGUUGUGCCCGAUCGGAGCCUAAAAUCCUCACACACUACAAACGGCCUCACACCCUGAACAGCACCAGCAUGUCCAAGGCGUAUCAGAGCACCUUCACAGGCGAGACCAACACCCCAUACAGCAAGCAGUUUGUGCACUCCAAGUCAUCACAGUACCGGCGCCUGCGCACUGAGUGGAAGAACAAUGUGUAUCUGGCUCGCUCCCGUAUCCAGGGCCUGGGGCUCUAUGCCGCCAAGGACCUAGAAAAGCACACAAUGGUCAUUGAGUAUAUUGGCACCAUCAUUCGCAACGAGGUGGCCAACCGGCGGGAGAAAAUCUAUGAGGAGCAGAAUCGAGGCAUCUACAUGUUCCGAAUAAACAACGAACAUGUGAUUGAUGCUACGUUGACUGGAGGUCCUGCCAGGUACAUUAACCAUUCCUGUGCCCCUAACUGUGUGGCGGAAGUUGUGACGUUUGACAAGGAGGAUAAAAUCAUCAUCAUCUCCAGCCGGCGAAUCCCCAAAGGAGAGGAGCUGACCUAUGACUAUCAGUUUGACUUUGAGGACGAUCAGCACAAGAUCCCCUGCCACUGUGGAGCCUGGAAUUGUCGAAAAUGGAUGAACUAAGAAGCUUAGAGGCUACCAGGCAGGGGAGUCCCCCCACCCCCAACCUCUUCCCUGAAAGGGAUGAGGGGGAAGAGAGGUAGCAGCCAGAGCCAGGACCCAGGGCUGGGGCUGCCGGCUGACCGGAGCCCCUGGAGCAGGAGGCUGGGGCAGAGGGCCCUAGGCCAAGCCCACCCUGGGCACCAGGGGCAACCCUCUUCCCCACCACCGGCCCCCAGGCUGGCAUCUCUGCCCCCAGCUCCAGGAGGGGCCAGACAGAAGCAGCCAUUGGGCAUCUCAGGUUUGAGGGGGAUAUGGGCCGGGAACUACCCAGAAGCAACUGGGAGGCAGCAGGGAGCGGGGAGGAGGAUGUGUGGCCGGGCCUCACAGCCCUGCUGCUCCCACCGACCUCUCCGGCCCAACUCAAGGCUGCAAAGAGACUUGACUAAGCUUGACAAUCCCAAAGGCCGGGUCCCACACCUGGCCCUGCCUGCCGGGUCCUGCCCCCACCCUCACUCCCAUCCCCUUCCUUCUCAAUCUGUCUCUGUCUCCCUCUUCUCCUCUGUGUUUCUGUCUCUCUAUGGGUUGUGUUUCCUUGUUUUCCACUCUGACAAAUGCAACAUGAACGGGAAAGAGGCGCCCAGCUGCCCAGGAGGGCAAGCCAGGCAAGCCGGGCAAGGAGACCCCGCACCCACACCUACCUCAUUUAAGUGUUGGAUUUUUUGCUGUUUUGAAAUGUGAGACCCUCUCCAAGCCCCCUACUGCCCCGACCCUCUCUUCCACCUCACUGCCCUCUUCUGAGUGGGUAGAAGGGGGGUAGGAAGAGGAAGAAAAACAACAACAAAAAAUCCAUCUUUGUUUUUAAUUAUGGGCAUGGGAUGGUGGUUGAGGCUAAUGAUGAUGAAGAUUGGGGAUAACUGGCCCCGAGUUGCUCUAGGACUUCCUUCUCCAUCUGGACAUGGGGGCAGGAGGGUGCUAAACCUAGGACCAGGGUAUCUCCCUCCUGUUUUCCCAACCCCAUCAUGAGCCCAUUUGCCCUCCAGCCCCUGGAUGGGGUGGGUGGGUGGUAGGGUGAGGGCUAUCCCUGAGUGGCAUGCCCAUACCCAGUGAGGCAGGGUGUGGCCCGGAGCUCCCACUUUCCCUCAGUCACCAAACUGCUGCUGGUCUGGUGGGAAGGGGUGGUGAUGUGGGGGUGGGGAGCUUAGUGUCAGCACGGGGAGGGUGGGGGGUAUUUAUCUAUUUAUACAUGGGAUUGUACAUAGUCUUGUGGGGAAUGGGGGAGCCGGCUGGAGGUGAGAACCCUCCCCUCUCCCCCCACCCCCGGGGAGAGCAAAUGUAAAACUACUAAUUUUUGUGCUUUAUAUAUUCUAUAUAAAUAUAUCUAUUUUCUUUUUACAAAACCAGUUUAUAAAUGGUAGGGGGGUGUGGGGCGGACACAUGGAGCUCCCCUUGUGGGGGGGCCCUCUCCAUAACCCAACCUACCGCCCUUUUCCUCACCCCCUCCUUCCCACCCCCUGGCUGUGACUGCUGUAAGGUGGGGGUAUAGAGGCUGGGCAAUUCUCACCCCCUUUGUAUAGUUGGACUAUGUUAUAACGCACAAAAGAAAGCUGGCCCCAGGGGGAGCCAGAGGGUGAUAGGUUCCCUGCCUCCCUUUCCUUCCCCUUUCUGCCCAAGCUUGUGCUGCAGUUGAACCUCUUCCUGGCGGGUAGGGGUAGGUCAAGGGUGGGUGAGGCCCCAGACCCGUCUUUAGUAGGGAGCGUGGGGAUGAAGAUGAAGCUUAUAUGCAGUUCUCUCCUAGGGGCUGUGGGCAAAGGACAUUUUGUAAUUUUUUCAAGAAUCAAAUGUCUGGAGUGUUGGGGUAGGCUUGGUGGCGGUGGAUGGGCAGGCCUGCUGGAGGGGUAGCACGGUCGCUGUUGUGAUUUUAGGUUUGUUUUGUUUUGUUUUUGAAUUUGGGGGGUUGCGGAUUGAUGGGGGUAGGGAGAUUUUUUUUUAAGCUGCUUCCUCAACUGUUUCAAGCUGCAAAUGUUUAAGAGAGUAACAUCCCCCCACCCCCACAGAAACCACUGUAAUUAAAUCAGACAGUGGGGAGACUGGGCUGCUGCCCCCAAAGCCAUUGGAUAUUCCUUUUCCAAGAGCAAAAGGUCUAGGCUACCGGGAGGGGGAGAUUGACUCCUGUGAGUCAGGCUCUAUUUGGGGCUUGGGCCCUAGGACUGGGAAAAGGGGAUGGGGCAGACUUUGUAAGCAUAUGCUAGGUAUCCGAUAGUCCUGUAGAAUUUAGUGAAGAAACCUUAUACAGUUUUUAAUUUUUAUAUAAACUAACUCAGACCCAAGCUACAAGGUUGGAAUUUUGGUUGUUGGUUUGUUUUUUUGUUUUUUUUUUUUAAGUAUCCCGCCUGUAUAAUUGCAUCUGAAUUACCUCCCCCCGCCCCCCGUGUUUGUAUUUUGGGUUGGUUUACACUUGCACAUAUUCAAUUUUCAGUUUUUCCCUUUUACAGUCUUCUCCCCUCACCUCCAGGACCCUCCCCCUUUUUAAAAAAUAAAUCGCUGACAAGUGUGAAUCCCGUGAAGACUUUAUUUUGUGUUGUGUGUAUCCUGUACAGCAAGGUUGGUCCUUCGUAACAACGGAUGAAAUGAUUCCCUUUUUUAAAGCGCCCUCUCUCCCUCCACCCCCAGCGCCCUGUCCUUGGCAUGUUUUGUAUCAGCGAUCAUUCUGAACUGUACAUAAUUUAUGUUGCAAGAGGCAAAGGGCAAGUUUUGGAUUUUGCUUCUUCCAAGUUUGUUUUUAAACGACAAAUAAAAAAAGAACAUUUUAAAUA
This is a messenger RNA of Suricata suricatta (meerkat), 20719 nucleotides long. RefSeq names its product lysine methyltransferase 2D (gene KMT2D). The record is from RefSeq and is a predicted model, not a curated record. Gene Ontology annotation, molecular function: histone H3K4 methyltransferase activity; histone binding; transcription coactivator activity. Lineage: Eukaryota; Metazoa; Chordata; Mammalia; Carnivora; Herpestidae. Gene Ontology annotation, biological process: positive regulation of transcription by RNA polymerase II. Gene Ontology annotation, cellular component: nucleus; MLL3/4 complex. The transcript is spliced from 55 exons. The coding region runs from base 1239 to 17927 and encodes 5562 amino acids.